AUGGUAGGUGGCAUUGUGAGGGCAAGUCCUCAUCUGCGAAAGCAUCGUCAUUUAGCUCUCGUCUACGGAACAAGAAAGACAUGCAUGUACCCAGAACCCAGCUGUACCUCCAUGAAGAGUGAUCGGUCUAUGGACGUUCCUUGGACAUUUAAAGAUGGAGACUGCUCACUUCUGCACAGUGUUCUACUGAAGGCAGAAGAGAAAAUAGAAAAGAACAUCACAGAUACAGGACAUGAUCCAGAAUCUGUGGCUAUAAAUGAAAUCCAGAAAAAGUUCAAGUUAAAUCUGAUGAAAUUUCGGAGUCUGCAUGGAGUGAUAAUAAACCCGGGAACCCAAACACUCCUGAGUGAGAUCUACACAGAGCUCUACAUCACAGAGGGAGACAGUGGAGAAGUUAAUAAUGAACAUGAGGUGAGACAGAUUGAGGCAGCAUUCAGGAGAACAAUAACAGAGGAAACACCAAUCAAAUGCAAUGACAUCCUAAAGCCUUUAUCUGAACAAGAUGAAUCCAUCAGAACUGUGCUGACAAAGGGAGUCGCUGGCAUUGGAAAAACAGUCUCUGUGCAGAAGUUCAUUCUGGACUGGGCUGAAGGGGAAGCAAAUCAGGACAUUCACUUUAUAUUUCCACUUCCUUUCAGAGAGCUGAACUUGAUGAAGGAGCAAAAACUGAAUCUGAUGAUCUCCUUCAUGUCUUUUUUAAGGAAACCAUAG
Messenger RNA from Tachysurus vachellii, 711 nucleotides. Its product is annotated as NACHT, LRR and PYD domains-containing protein 12-like. The transcript is spliced from 3 exons. The record is from RefSeq and is a predicted model, not a curated record. Lineage: Eukaryota; Metazoa; Chordata; Actinopteri; Siluriformes; Bagridae. The coding region runs from base 1 to 711 and encodes 236 amino acids.